AUGGAGCGUGGCGGCGAGCAGGUGCCGUACUUCCUCGUCAGCAAGGAGGGGCUGCCGCUCGACGGCUCGACGCCGACGCUGCUCUACGGGUACGGCGGCUUCGAGAUCAGCCUGACGCCCUCGUACUCGGCCGGCAUCGGCGCGGCGUGGCUCGAGAAGGGACAUGCGUACGUGCAGGCGAACAUCCGCGGCGGAGGCGAGUACGGCCCUCGCUGGCACCAGGCCGCGCUCAAGGAGAAGCGCAGCAAGGCGUACGAGGACUUCGAGGCGGUCGCACGCGACCUGAUCUCGCGCGGUGUCACCUCGCCAGCGAAGCUCGGCUGCCAGGGCGGCUCCAACGGCGGACUGCUCACGGGCAACAUGCUCGCGCGGCCGACGGCGGGGAGCACGCUCUUCGGCGCCAUCGUGUGCCAGGUGCCGCUGCUCGACAUGCGCCGCUUCCACAAGCUCCUCGCAGGGGCGAGCUGGAUGGGCGAGUACGGCGACCCAGACACGGACGACUGGUCCUUCCUGCAGCGCUACUCGCCGUACCACAACCUGGACGAGGCCACCGCCUACCCGCCCAUCCUCGUCACCACGUCGACGCGCGACGACCGCGUGCACCCCGGCCACGCGCGCAAGCUUGUGUCCAAGCUGCUCGACUUGGGCAAGGGGCCGUCCACCUUUUACUAUGAGAACAUCGAGGGAGGGCAUGGCGGCGCGGCAAACAACAAGCAGCGCGCCUUCAUGUCGACGCUCGCUUACUCCUUUCUUGAGCAGACACUCGCUGGUAAAAAUCGCGGAGAGUAGCGCCGUGGACUGUGAUCACGCUCAUGUUAGCAUGUGUGUAUAGGAUGUAGCGAGGAAGGUGGUGCUUUCUAUUCGCUAUAGAAUAUACGAAGAAUG
This is a messenger RNA of Emiliania huxleyi CCMP1516, 885 nucleotides long. RefSeq lists its product as hypothetical. Lineage: Eukaryota; Haptophyta; Isochrysidales; Noelaerhabdaceae. Bases 1 to 789 code for a protein of 262 amino acids. The record is from RefSeq and is a predicted model, not a curated record. Gene Ontology annotation, cellular component: cytosol. The transcript is spliced from 4 exons. Gene Ontology annotation, molecular function: serine-type endopeptidase activity; oligopeptidase activity. Gene Ontology annotation, biological process: proteolysis.